CAGUAGCCGACAUCGUGGUCGCAACAUGAGGAAGACUAUCAAAGUUACUGUGCAAGAGGCGGAGGAAGGGAAGCCGCUAGAUGAACCUGUGGACUUCGAAACGGCGAUUUCGCUAACAGGCUUCGGGAAGUUUAACUACAUGCUGCUGCUGGUGGCCUUCCCGGCAGCCAUGGUCAGCGUCUUCGACACAACAACGAUGGCUUACAUUCUGCCAGUGGCGCAGUGCGACCUGGGCCUUACCAACCUAGACAAGGGUGGCCUCAAUGCCAUCACCUACGCCGGCAUGAUCACUAGUGCGUUCAUGUGGGGCGGCCUGUCGGACACGCUGGGCCGUCAGCGCCUGCUCAGGAUCAGCCUGAUAGUGGACGGGCUGCUGGCGCUCGCCUCGGCGUUCGCUGUCCAGCUGUGGGCCAUGUUCCUGCUACGGUAUCUAGUCGGCUUCACGGUGUGCGGCCCGUACGCCAUGCUGAUGUCGUUCUUGGCGGAGUUCCACAGCACCAAGUACCGCUCACGCUGCAUAAUGUUCACCGGCAUCGGAGUCGCCACCGCCAACUACCUCAUUCCCUCGUUCGCGCUGGCUCUGCUGACGCAGACGUGGGGAUUGGAGGUGGGCAGCGGCCUGGUGCUCAAGCCGUGGAACGUGUUCAUCAUGGCGUGCUCGCUGCCCGCGUUGCUAGCUGGCACCCUCAUGUCUUUCUUCCCGGAGACGCCCAAGUUCCUCAUGUCGAAGGGCCGCAACGGGGAGGCGCUCGCCGUCUUCCGCAAGGUCUACGCCCUCAACACCGGCCGCAGCCCUGACUCAUACCCGGUGCAGCGGCUGGUGGACGAGCUGGAACUGCGCAAGGCGUCUGUGGCGAGCACCAUGAGCGUCCACCAGAGCGCCAUCCAGGGCCUGAAGAACGCCUGGCUCCAGAUGCGACCCCUCUUCGUCAUGCCGCAGCUGCCCAAGGCCGUGCUCUCCUUCUCCAUACAGAUCCUAUGCUUGUUCAGCAUGAACACGAUUCGACUGUGGUUACCGCAGAUCUUCGCGACCAUGGAGGAUUUCGAGAACAUACCUUCACCGAAGAGUACAGUGGCCAACAGCCGACUUUACAUCAACUCUAUUAUCGUGGGUGUGGUGUCUGCGUUGGGCUACAGCUGCGCGGGGCAGUUCGUCAACUGGCUGGGCUACCGAACUCUGAUGAUGAUCUGCUUCUUCUCGAGUGGAGCUUUCGGCAUCGGAGUCCAGUGGUCGACCAACACCGACCUGACGCUGGCCAUGCUGUCGCUGUACCUGGCGCUCGUCGGCAUCUGCUCCACCUGCAUGAUGGGCGUCGUCGUCACCAUAUUCCCCACCUCUCUAAGGACCACGGCUGUCAGCCUGACCAUGAUGUUCGGCAGAAUCGCUGCUCUAUCGGGCAACGUCAUCUUCCCUGUGCUGCUGGACAUAAGCUGUCAGCUGCCUUUCUUCAUUGUUAGCGGUGUCAACAUAGCUAACGCUGCUUUCACUCGCUUGCUGCCCGUCACCAAGGGCAAGACGUUAGCGUGA
Molecule: messenger RNA, 1528 nt
Organism: Schistocerca serialis cubense
Lineage: Eukaryota; Metazoa; Arthropoda; Insecta; Orthoptera; Acrididae
Product: synaptic vesicle glycoprotein 2C-like
Exons: 13
Coding region: 26-1528 (500 amino acids)
Biological process (GO): transmembrane transport
Cellular component (GO): membrane
Molecular function (GO): transmembrane transporter activity
Source: RefSeq, a predicted model, not a curated record